This is a messenger RNA of Camellia sinensis, 630 nucleotides long. Lineage: Eukaryota; Viridiplantae; Streptophyta; Magnoliopsida; Ericales; Theaceae. The record is from RefSeq and is a predicted model, not a curated record.
AUGGCAGGAAUUUCUGUUGUGGGUCGAAAUUAUUAUGGUGUGUUCCCAUUGAGAGGUAAAUUGCUUAAUGUGAGGGAAGCAAGCCAUAAACAGAUCAUGGAAAACGCUGAAAUUCAGAGCAUCAAGCAGAUUCUUGGACUUCAGCAUGGAAAACAGUAUGACAGUGUGAAAACUUUGAGAUAUGGUCAUUUGGUGAUCAAGACUGAUCAGAAUGUUGGUGGACAUUACGAGACAUGGAACACUGGAGUCUUAGGUCCAGUCGCACUGCGUGGUCUUGACCAGGGAAAAUGGGACUUGUCCUGGGCAAAAUGGACUUACCAGGUUGGGCUGAAAGGAGAGAUCAUGAAUCUUGUCUCCCCUGAUGGUAUUUCCUCUGUUGACUGGAUGCAAGGUUCUUUGAUUGCACAAAAACAGCAACCAUUAACAUGGCAUAAGGCUUAUUUCAAUGCACCUGACGGAGACGAGCCUCUGGCUUUGGACAUGGGGAGUAUGGGAAAAGGUCAAGUAUGGAUUAAUGGUCAGAGCAUUGGAAGAUAUUGGACAGCGUUCGCAACUGGUAAUUGCAAUGGACAUGGGGAGUAUGGGAAAAGGUCUCUUUGCUUGAUCAAGCACAAGGCUGAUGCUUGGUGA